CUCGAGUCUUGCUGCUAUCCAGACAUUUUAUUACCCGUUCGUUAAGUUGGGCUUUGGCAGUCAUUUCCUUUAUUUUUCUCAAAACUCCAGCUCUCCACAUCACACAUUGUCCUUGUCAGAUUGUUGACCCCAGACUUGGCUCUAAUUCUGCGUACAACCGUGCCGCCCACAUCCUAUAUCGUCUCCCAAUGCCGUGAGGGUAAUGGUCACCUUCUAGAGUUCCCAAACUCCACUGUUUUGACCACGCUGCCGUUGUCACGUUCUCUCUAUACAAUAUGUCUACUGCGGCACCAGUCGAAGCUUUGGUCCUUCAUGGACCCAAAGACCUCAAAUUGGAAUCUCGCCCACAACCAUCUCCUCAACUAGGUCAUGUGCAGAUUGCCAUCAAGGCAACCGGUCUAUGUGGCUCGGAUCUGCACUACUAUACCCAUGGCCGCAACGGCAAUUUCGUUCUUCAAGCACCUCUUGUCCUGGGCCAUGAAGCCUCUGGCGUUGUCACUGCACUGCCACCCUCCCAGGACAACAACUCCAAUGAAGACAACCCUGGCUCGAAGCUCAAGGUUGGCGACAGAGUAGCCCUCGAGGUCGGCUUUCCCUGUCGAACGUGUACCAUCUGUACCACCGGCCGUUAUAACCUCUGUCCCAAACUAUCCUUCAGAUCCUCUGCAAAGACAUUUCCCCACGCCGACGGCACCUUGCAGACUAUCACCACCCAGCCAGAGGCAAUGUGCCAUAAACUCCCCGACCAUGUCUCCUUUGAACAAGGAGCUCUUGUCGAGCCCCUGGCCGUGACAUUACAUGCAUUAAACAGAAGCCAGGCCGCAGGCUCGGGACCCGGGGUCCCCUUGGUCGGAUCAUCUGCGCUAGUGUUGGGCGCUGGGGCCGUGGGAAUGCUAACCGCUGCGGCUCUCUCAGUAGCCGGCGUUUCUAAUAUUGUCAUUGCAGACAUAGAUGCUCCCAGACUCGAGAUUGCGGCAUCACUGGCGGGAGGAAGGUUCAAACUGAAGACUCAACUCCUACCACGAAAGCCCGCAGCUGCUACGAUUGAAGAAACAUUUGCCGACGCUCAGAAUCUUGCUACCGAGUUAUCUCAGACAGCCGGAUUGGAUACUGGCUUUGACCGUGUCUUUGAAUGCACCGGUGUGCCCUCCUGUGUUCAGAUUGGUAUCUUUGCCGCCACCCCGGGUGGGAAGCUCUUAUUGGUGGGCAUGGGCAAUCCCACUCAGACACUCCCACUGGGUGCGGCUGCACUGCGUGAAGUGGACAUUAUUGGAGUGUUUCGAUACGCAAAUUGUUAUCCAGCUGCCAUCGCCCUCUUUGCCAGCGGCAAGUUGGAUGGGGUGGCUGAGGAUUUGGUGACUCACCGAGUUCCCCUGUCAAACGGUGAGAAGGCUUUUCGACUGGCUGCAAACCAGGGUAGGCCGGGCGAAGACGAGGGAAGAGUGCCGGUCAAAGUGGUGGUAGUGUCUUGAGCCUCGAGUACUGUACACUGCAGGUGUAAGUUAGGUAGUCAGCAUCAUGGUUACCAGGCACUUGUCCGCCCGUUGGUACCUUUGUAAGGCUGUGAGGGUGCCCAGAGUGUCAACCGGAAGAUCAACACUUUCCGCCCCCAGCCAAGAUCAUUAGCGGGCAGAUCUCCCUCCUACUUGUGGAGUAGUGCCUGCGGUUUAAGGUUGAUGCAUGGGGGCCAGGCCCUCUAACCUUCCAUGUCUUCACUUCCU
This is a messenger RNA of Exophiala mesophila, 1721 nucleotides long. RefSeq lists its product as uncharacterized. The transcript has 2 exons. Gene Ontology annotation, biological process: D-sorbitol catabolic process. Gene Ontology annotation, molecular function: L-iditol 2-dehydrogenase (NAD+) activity. The coding region runs from base 276 to 1472 and encodes 398 amino acids. NCBI's taxonomy places the organism in Eukaryota, Fungi, Ascomycota, Eurotiomycetes, Chaetothyriales, Herpotrichiellaceae. The record is from RefSeq and is a predicted model, not a curated record.